Molecule: messenger RNA, 357 nt
Organism: Dendronephthya gigantea
Lineage: Eukaryota; Metazoa; Cnidaria; Anthozoa; Malacalcyonacea; Nephtheidae
Product: clumping factor B-like
Exons: 6
Coding region: 1-357 (118 amino acids)
Source: RefSeq, a predicted model, not a curated record
AUGAUAGAAGAGGAUUCUGAAGAGGAAUUAGAAGAUUCCCCGAGCUCAGAAACAGAAGACGAUGAUACUCCAGAUGAUGAUACCGAGGAGGAGUCGAAUUCUUUGGACUCAGAUGCAGAAGAAGAUGAACCUACUCUAGACGAUUCUGAUGAAAAAUCGGAAGAUUCGUCAGAGUUGGAUGCAGAAGAAGACGAACCUACUGUAGACGAUUCUGAUGAAAAAUCGGAAGAUUCUUCAGACUCGGAUGCAGAAGGAGACGAACCCACUGUAGACGAUUCUGAUGAAAAAUCGGAAGAUUCUUCAGACUCGGAUGCAGAAGAAGACGAACCUACUGACGCUCUUGUCAACUGGGUGUAA